GGGGGAGGGUUGGGUUCAUUUCGAACACUUUUCAACUCUUGACUGUUUGAGAAGUUCGGGAUCGUUGGUACAGACAUUUUCUAACACCUCCUAACCCAACACCCUCAACACCUCCCAACAUAACACCCUAAACGGGCAAACCCUUAGUGAUCAAAUUGUUAUGUUUGAAACAUGAGGGACUGAAUUGUAACGGAUGUUUCAUUUGCUGGAAUCAAUGAAUGGCACAUGGAUUUAGGGUAAAACAGUAGAGCGCGCUCAACAAACCGGGUGUACUUGUCGGGUCCGGUCUCUCUGAUUACUUCAAUCGUCGGUGAGUGAUUCUUUCCCCUUUUCCAUCAAUUUCUGAUUUUAUCCUACGUAUGAUGUUUAGGGUUCAUAUCUAUUUAAUUCCCAAAUUCUGAUCAUUUUGCGUUAUCGUUGUACAUAUGCCCUUUCAUUUCAAUUUUCUGCCUUGAUUAUCAACUUCGGUAGCUUUGUCAUUUGUUGCGUUUUCCUUCGUGUGCUUCAUCAGUUUACACGAUUGUUGUUUCCCAAGACAUGAUGGGUCUUGGAUCUUAUGGUGGUGGAGGAUUUCCCCCUUCGUCAUCUUCAAAUUUAUCAGCUCUAGCUCCAUCUUUUACGGUUGAUCAGUUCCUACCAAAACCCAAUUCAGGCCCACCUUUGGAUUUGACUCGAUCACCCUCUACCUCUCCCGUCUAUCCUUCUAUGCAUGAUUGGGUGGCUUCUCAUUACACUCCCUAUUCAAGAUCCGAUCCUUUCACCAACCCCAGCUCCCCAUUCGAUUCAACCCCAUCAUCUGAUCCUUAUGCAUAUCCAGGAACGCAGGUAUAUGACUUAUCCAGCGCCUAUGCGCACUCUCUGUACCCUGCUUCACCCGGCGCAUUAUUGUUUAAUAAAGGUUCCACUAUACCUAGUGAAGCCAAACCACAUUAUCCCUCAUAUGUCCCGCCCGAAACCCAUAACUAUAGUCCCUUUGUCUCCCACCAUCUGCAUAUUUAUGACUUGCCAUCGGCUUCUUCCGUUGGCAACAUGAAUGGGCAUGAUCACUGUGCUCAAAGUUUGCCCAAUACAAAAUUUAUGCAAGUGCCGUUUCCUGAUGGAUCUUGGGAGGGAUUGGUGGAUUUGAACCAGGGUGAGCCGGGCAGACUUACUGGGCGUAUCUCAAAAGAGAUGAAUUCAUCUGGUUCAUCCUUUUACAAGAAUCAUACGAAGCAAGUUCAUGCAUCCGAGGGUGAGAUAAGUUGUCAAUUUGCCCAUCUUAGUAAUAUUCAUGGUGCAGCGAAGGAGAAGCAGAUUGAGUCUGCAAGUAGGGAACAAAGUGAUGAUAAAUCCUUCCUUGGAAAACAGCCUUUGUUCAUGCCCUUGGAUCAUUCAGCAGAAUCAGUCUCUGGAUCCACUUUGCUACUUCCUGAAAAUUAUCCUCAGGCACCUUCUCUUGCUGUUAAUUCCUGGAGCUACAGAAUGCGAAACGCUGAUUCAUUUACAGAAUUCAUGGGACAGCAUGGUACUCAUCUGAAUGACGAUACAUCAGUCGUGAAGUCAUCUACUGGUCUCAAUGUUAGGCCUUCAUGUAUUGACAGCUAUUCUAUAGCACACAUUCCUGGUUCGUCUAAAAAUGUGAAUAUUGGUGCAGCUCACACAGAAGUUGCUAACAGUGAUCCCUCAAUUGUGAAAGAGCCCUGUCCCUUUGUGAAACCUGAAGGCAAAGUCCAUAAUAAUGCUCAACCACUCUGGUCUUAUUUGAAACAAAAUAACCAGAGCUAUGCAGAAACAUCCUCAGCUAAAGAACUUAAGUCGAGCAACUAUUCUGAUUUGCAGGAGGAUUUCUUUCAUUCUUACAUUGCAAAAUCUGGAGUUCUAAAGUUUAAUAUAUGUAAAAAUGGGUCAGAUAUGACAGUUGAUGAUAGCAAAUCCAUCAACACUGCUGCUGCUCAUAGUUCCUCUGAGAUUUUGGAUCCUUACAACCCUGUUGUGGACUUGCCAUGCUGGAAAGAAGCUUCACUUUCUAGUUUUUCUCUCCUUGAUACUUCUGAGGCUAUGUCUAAAGAGUGUAAGGAAGAAAUAGGCACCUGCAAAGGUUCUGAUCUUCAAGGGCCUAAAAGACUCCCUCCCAGUGCUGAUGAUGCUGCGAAUGCUUUUUCUCAUAGAUCAACCAAAAGAUCAGUGUGCCAUGUAAAUGAAAAUCCCAGAAAUCGUUUAGCAUAUUCUCUGAAGAGGCAUUCAGAUGUUAGUUUGCUCUUUACUGAGAAUGGAAUUGCUGAUACUAUGAAAGAUAACUAUAACUCCAACCAUGCAAAACCAAGCUGUGCCCAUACACAUCCCUGUUUUGAGGACACCAGUGAACCAAGGAAAGAAUUUCUCCCGUGCAGCAAGUCAGUAGAUGAUUCUGAUUAUGUGUCUAGUCACCUCAUGCAGCAUGUACCUGGAGAAAUUAAAUUGACGUCUGGAAUACAUGCACCAGCUGAUGUUGCGAAUGAUGAGAUUCUUGUUGGUUAUGCUCGAGAAGACAAUGGUUCAUCUCAUGUGGCAUUACAUGCUUCUGAGAAUGUCUCGUGUUCGACUUCUCCUGUUGCAAAUGCUCCUUCUGAGCUUAACCUUUCCAGAUUGUGUGAUGAAGAAUCAUAUAAGGAACUGUAUGUCCAGACACUGGUCAAUUCUAUGGUUAAUUUUUCAGAAUUACUACUGCUGCACUGUUCGAUUGAUGCAUGUCACCUGAGGGAACAACAUCACAAGGCCCUCAAAACUGUGAUGAACAACCUGGGUAAAUGUAUACCAAAAAAUGCUCAGCACAUGGAGUCUACUGGAGAAUCAAUGGUUACUGAGCAAGCCACUUCUAAAUUUUUUGGGGAGCUGCCUGAAUUUCAGAAGGGGAUUAGUGCGGAGAGGCCAAUGGUUUUAGAGGCAACUGCUACUGAUUUUCUGAGUCAGCUGGACCCUCAGCUUAUCCAAAAGGAAGAGAAAUGCUACUUUGUGCCUAAUAAGAAAAAAGAGAAACACUCGGAUUUUGUUUCUGUAAGGGGUGAUGCAGAUGUGGCAAAUCAUGUUAAUAUGACCCAGGCUAUAAAGAAGGUCCUUAGUGAGUGUUUUCAUGAAAAGGAAGGAAAGGACGAGCAAGUUCUCUUAUAUAAGAAUCUGUGGCUUGAGGCGGAAGCUUCAUUAUGUUCCCUUAAUUGUAUAUCUCGCUUUAAUCGCAUUAAAACCGAGGUGGAGAAAUGCAACUUUCUUGAAUCAAAAGAAAAUGCAUGCACGGAGAAAUUGCCAAAUUAUCAGGUUUAUCUUGAUCCAGCUACAGUUAAUACUUCAGCACCUCAGGCUCAGGAUGGCCCAACAAUGAAUCGUUCCCCUGUCAUUAGCACAAGCAGCCAUACAGAUGAUGUUAUGGCUAGAUUUUUCAUCUUAAAAUCACGGAAUGGCCACUCUGAUUCCAUGAAAAUCCCAGAUGAAAUAGAAUCAAGCUUUCAGGAUUCCCCACAUUUGAACAUUGUUGACAAAUUGGCUUCUGAAGUUAAAGAUGACACAAGCAACACUGCAGAUGAUAUUCUUGCCAGAUUCCGAGUCAUAAAAUCCCAUGUCGAACAGUCUAAUUCUAUGAACAUCACAGUUGCAGAAAAACUAGCAAGCUCCAUAGUUUCUCCUGGUCUAAACGAGUUUGAAAAUUUUGGACUGGAUGUGAAGGAUAGCCUGAGCUCUGCUAUAUCCAUCCAGGGUUAUCCCAUUCCUAGCCAGACCAGCCAUGAAGAUGAUGUUGAGGUUUCUGUCAUGUCCAGAUUCGAUCUUCUGAAAUGUCGUGUUGACAAUUCGAGUUCCAUGGACAUGGAAAAUGUGAUAAGGCAUUGGCCUUUUAUUAAAGACAUGUCCGACUUAGAAAUUGAAGCAGUAUUGCAGGAUGAUGCCACCAACUUUACUAAAGACACGUCAACUUCAAAAGGGUUCUCUCUACAGGUAAAGGAUGACCAUGUUAUUCAACCAUCUAGUACAAGCGAACUCGGAGAUCAACUUCCUGCUGGUUGGUAUGAUGGCUGUUCGUCAGACUGGGAACUUGUAUUGCAAGAGUAGCUUGCAUGCCUGUGCAAUUGAACCUCGGGUUGGGUCCUGAAUGCUCCUUAGCUUGUGAAUGGUGCAUCUUUCGAAUAUAAGGUAUUAUAUUAGACCGGGACAGGCAUUGUGGAUUGCUGUUAGCUUGUUACCCUCUUUGAAUUUUUAAGAUCUUUUAAGCUGGAUUUUUGUUUAUGACUUUAUGCUUUCUUUAAAUACUGAUUAUUAUA
Molecule: messenger RNA, 4265 nt
Organism: Tripterygium wilfordii
Lineage: Eukaryota; Viridiplantae; Streptophyta; Magnoliopsida; Celastrales; Celastraceae
Exons: 5
Coding region: 538-4056 (1172 amino acids)
Source: RefSeq, a predicted model, not a curated record